Messenger RNA from Gossypium arboreum, 3093 nucleotides. Its product is annotated as disease resistance RPP13-like protein 4. Gene Ontology annotation, biological process: defense response to other organism. The transcript is spliced from 3 exons. The record is from RefSeq and is a predicted model, not a curated record. NCBI's taxonomy places the organism in Eukaryota, Viridiplantae, Streptophyta, Magnoliopsida, Malvales, Malvaceae. Bases 387 to 2933 code for a protein of 848 amino acids. Gene Ontology annotation, molecular function: ADP binding; protein binding.
GUAAGAAUGGAAAAUGGAAAUCCACUUCAUUUACUAUUCUACAAUCGGCUGUCUUCAACAUUUUCUCUUUUUGUCUAUUGUUUACACUUAAGAGAAAACAUGGGAUUUCAUUUGAUUAGUGCUAGUCUUAAUUGACAAUCAUUUGUAUUGGAUGGUGGAUAGGAAAAAUAAUGAGCAACUUCAAGGAAGAUGUGUGUUUUUUUUCAGUUAUUUGUUUACAUUAUAAGACCUUUGUUUGAGAGUUUUUUCUCUUGCAACAUCAACUACCUCCCUCGGUUGAGUCAAGAAACUCCUUUCAUCAGCAGGGUUUGAAGUUCAUUGGAUACUAUUAUAAUAUCUCCAAGCAAACAUCUGAAAAAUUUGCAGGUUAAUAACAUAAAAAGAAGAUGGCGGAUGCAAUCAUACAAGUUGUAGCAGGGAAGCUGAUUGAUGCCCUGAAAGAGCACAGUGGUCGAGUACUUGAAUUUCGUAGCCAAUUCAUGGAGCUUAAAACACAGCUUGACUUCAUGAAAUCCUUCCUUGCUGAUGCUAACAAGCUCAAAAGGAAGGAGGAAACCGUGAAGACAACUCUAAGCAUGAUCAGAGAAUUGACCUAUGAUGCCGAGGAUAUACUUACUGAUUGCUUGCUCCGAGCUGAAUUUCGUGACCAUGUCUUUCGCUGCAACCAUUUCCUUCCACGAGAGAUGAUCUUUCAGCACCGAACUUCAAAAAGGCUCAAGGACAUCAAUGGACGGAUAGAGAAGAUGCACAAGGUCUUGAAAACAUAUUUAAAGACAAUCGGACAGCAAGGUGUCCAUGACGAUGUCAGCAGUGUGAUUCAUCGUCGAUGGACGUCGCCUGCUUUCGACGAAUCCAGCAUAGUUGGUUUGGCUGAAGAUACAAUGAAGAUUAUAGGGUGGAUUCUUCCAACGAAAAAACAGUUGCACCAAGUUGGGAUUAUUGGGAUGGGGGGAUUGGGGAAAACAACUAUAACCCAGAAGAUCUUUAACAACCACGCGAUCCUCGAACGAUUCGAAGAGAGAAUUUGGGUGUCCAUAUCUCAAACUGUGAAUGAGGAAGAAACAAUGAAGACCAUGCUGAAACAACUAGGAGAGGAUACGUAUGGAUUGGAUAUGGGUCAAAUGCUGCCCAAGAUUAAACAAGCACUUGAGGGUAAGGACUAUUUGAUAGUGAUGGAUGACGUUUGGAGUGUUCAUGGCUGGUGGGAAAGAUUGCUUGCUGGAUUACCCAAGAGGGAGGGACAGAGCAGUGCUGUAAUAAUCACUACCAGGAAAGAAAGUGUUACCAUUGAAAUGGGGGUGGAGAAAGCUCGAAUUCAUCAACCUCGCGUACUCAAUGAAGAAGAAAGCUGGGCAUUGUUUUGUAGGAUUGCAUUUUCUUCAGAAAAGGAAGCAAAGCAGCACUAUGAGUUGGAAGAGCUAGGGAAGGAUAUAGUAAAGAAAUGUUGUGGACUUCCAUUAGCUAUCAAGACCGUAGGAGGCUUGUUGAAAUCGAAAACUUUGUCGACUGAUGUUUGGAGACGAAUUCACAACAAUUUCCACGAUGAAUUGGCUACUAGAGAAGGUGAAAGCUCGGUUAUGGCUUCCUUACAAUUGAGCUACGAUGAGCUGCCAACUCGCCUCAAGCAAUGCCUGUUAUGCUUCUCCAUUUAUCCAGAGGACUCGGUGAUAAGUGCUGAGCAGUUGGUUCAUUGGUGGGUGGGAGAGGGUUUCGUACAGGGAAAAGACAGCCGGACUGCAAUCGAAUUAGCAUUUGAUUACCUCUCAGAGCUCAUCAGUAGAUGCCUGGUUGAAGUUGUGAAGCAGAGAGGGUUCGAUGGAAGAGUCUACACUUGCAAGAUGCAUGAUCUUGUGAGAGACUUGACCAUUAAAAUUGCUAGAGAAGAGUCCUUUUGCAGCUUUGAUGAACAUGGCAAACAAAGACCCAGCAUACAAUCUCGGCGUUUGGGUUUUACAGGGGAAGAAGAUGUGAAAUCACUGAAUAAAAAAUCAAAGCUCCGGGCGUUCCUGAUGAUGAACAGCUCUCCAGUUAGCCCCGAUAAGACCAUUCCACUGUUCAGAGUAAGGUCUCUUAGGGUGUUGGAUUUUUCUCUGAAUAAGCUAGAAAACAUCCCCAUUCCCAAACUCCUGCAUUGGAUCAUCUCUCUUCAACGCUUAUCAUAUCUGAACCUAAGAGGAGUUGCUUCCCUCAAGGAACUUCCACAGUUAAUCGGUGAUCUCCGGAACCUUCAGCUUUUGGUUUUGAAUGGAUGCAACAAUCUUCAAAAGCUUCCCUCGUCCAUCACAAAUCUGCAGAAGCUAAAUGUACUGGAUUUAGGGUACUGUCCUAUGAUGCGAUAUCUCCCACAGGGGCUUGGGAGGCUUUCAAAUCUUCAAGAACUCUCAGGAUUCACAGUACCAAGUGAAGCUGACGGGAAUGGGUGUCGUUUAGGUGAGCUUCAAUGGCUGUCAAAGCUUAAAGUACUGCGAGUAAAUAUAAACGAAGAAAGCGACAUUGCAGAAGAGGAACUCACUGUCCUUUCCCACCUCAAACAACUCAAGGUUUUGUCCAUCAACACAGAAGGAUGCGAGAAAGAAGAGAUUUUCAGGAAACUGGAUGGCUUAUCUCCUCCACCACAUCUUGAGGAGCUGUAUCUGAGGUAUUACCGUGGAGUGACGACGCCAAUGUGGAUGAAUCCCAAGUCACUUCGUGAUUUGCAUUAUCUUUGUAUCGAAAAUGGAGACCUGCAAUUCGUGCGUCCAAGCUUCGAGGGUGGUAAAACCAUUACAUGGAAAGUUGAGGGGCUUUGUCUCAAGUUCCUUGCUAGGCUGCAAGUGGAGUGGGAUUUGGUUAUGAGUGUGAUGCCUAGAAUAAGGUAUGUGGAAGUUAGCCAUUGUUACAUGCUGAAAUCAUUCCCCUGCAACACUGAAAAACUUGGGGUUUGGAGGAAAUGAGAAAGAACCAAGUUGCUAAUUCAAUGGAGGAGAUGAUCCACUUGGUCACAAGCCUCACAAGUUCUUACUGUUACAUCAUCAAAUAAUAUGCAGAAAUUAGCUUCAUAUGAAAGCUUACUUACAUAUUUGAAACUACCAAUAAUCUUCAAUUAAAAACUAA